Messenger RNA from Emericellopsis cladophorae, 210 nucleotides. Its product is annotated as F-type H+-transporting ATPase subunit k. The transcript is spliced from 3 exons. The record is from RefSeq and is a predicted model, not a curated record. Gene Ontology annotation, biological process: proton motive force-driven ATP synthesis. Bases 1 to 210 code for a protein of 69 amino acids. Lineage: Eukaryota; Fungi; Ascomycota; Sordariomycetes; Hypocreales; Bionectriaceae.
AUGGCUGGCGUCGCAUACUACACCAUUGCUGGCCGUCAGCUCGCCAUGGGCGUCCUCGGCUCCUUGUUCGGUGGCAUCUACUACGCCGCGUCUGGUCCUUCCAAGCCUGUUGCCGCUGCCAACACCCCUCCCCUGAACGCCUCGAGCUCCGAUGAGGCCGACUUCAUCAAGAAGUUCCUCGAGGAGCAGGAUAGCGGAAAGAAGCACUAA